GCGGAUUUUUUGAAAUGCGGUACUACCACCACUCGCUGAAGAAAAUAAAAUUAACCAGGAGCGCAAAAAACGCGAAUCGCAAUUAUCUGCGCAAAGAGCCAGAGCAUCGGGAUCGAAUAGGCCCGACUUUUGCACAUCGAGAGCUACCAAAGAGGCCCAGGAAUUGUUUUAGUCACAUCUCAAAAUCCCGCAGAGGAGCAACGUUUCCAAUAAGCAAGCAUACAUAAAUGGUUUCUACUUUUAUUGGUCUAUUAGACAUUCAAUCAUGGUGGGAGAUACCGUGUAUUUCGCAUUUCUGUUCAUUGUUUAGUUCCGCCUUUGAUCUGCCCGACAUUGACAUCGAGGACCUCGAAUCGGCGCUGCUCUCCGAUGGUACCAGCGAUGAGGAUCAGGUCGCCCUAGUGCCCGAGUUAAUUGUGCGCCUGCUCAAGGGCUGCGAUGCGCUACAGUCGGUAGCCAAGGAAAUCACACACAGCAACUAUCAGAUGUUCUUGCGUCGCUUCCUGCGCCAACAGUGUCGCCUGCACCAGACCGAGAAUCAUUUCGACACGGACAUUGACUUCCAGUCGCUGCCCGUGCGCAAGCGCCUGCACAUCCUGCACGAUCUGUGCCACUUCCGCCUGGACUCGGCCGAUGUGCAGGUCAUCCUCAGCAACCUAGAGGCGGACAGUCUGCGCGUGGAGCCCCUGGGCUACGACGCCAAGAACUCCGGCUACUGGUACUUCUACGGCACGCGGCUCUAUCGCGAGGACAAGGCCACCGGCGGAGCGGCAGCCUCCAGUUCGGGAUCGGGUUGCGGCGGAGCCUCAUCUGGCGGAGCAUCGAGCAGCAAGGGCAUCGGCAGCAACGGCACCGUCUGGCAGGUCAUCUGCUUCACCGAGGAGGACUGGCAGAACUUGGCCGCCAAGUUCAAGACCUCUACGAACGCCAAGGAGCGCGAACUCUUUCACAUACUCGAUGACAACUUUCUGCCUAAGUUGCCGCAGCUUUUCCGCGAGCGUGAGCGUUUGAGGCGGAGAAAACUUCUGCAAGUGCGCAACUCCAGUCGCAUUCGCAACAUCGCGGAGUUGAAGGCGCGCCAGGAGGAGGAACGCCUGCGUCGUGAGGAGGAGCGCCAGCGUCGGGAGCGGGAGAAUCUCUAUCAGGAGCGGCAGAACGCGAACUGGGUGGCACCGCCGCACCAACAGCAGCAGCAGCAGCAACUACAACAACAGCAGCAGCAGCAGUCCCAACAGCGAACACGCAGACGAUCCCAAUCAACUUCGACGGCUAGUGGUAUUUCAACCUACGCAAGCUCCCUCAGACGAACUACCACAACUAAUUCGAGCGAAUUUCUGUGCCACAGGGAAACCUUCUGCCUCUCACCAGAAAACGACGAAGACGACGACGACGACAACGACGAGGACGAGGCCCUCGACGCGGAGCAGCAGCCAGAACAACAGCAGCAGCAAGAAGAGCAGCAGCCAGAGGAGGAGCAGCGGCAGGAACAAGAGGAAUUAUUAGCUGCCUCAGCAACUGGCGACGAUUUUCCCUCUCCAGAAACGCCGAAUUCGCAAACGCCGGCGGAAUUGAAGAGCAAGAGUAGUCACCACCACCACCAUCAUCAUCACCACAAAAAGAAAAAGUCGGGCAAGAAGCAGAAGAAGCGACACCAUCGAGAUAGAGAUCGUGAGCGGGACCGCGAGCACCAUCAUCAUCAUCGGCGGCGACACAAGCAUGCUUCAGAGGCAGAGGAGGGCGAGGACGACAACAAUAACCACAACAGCAACAGCAAUAGCAACAGCAACACCAAUAGCACCAGCAGCAACAAUAGUGCCCAGCCCAAGCGACGACGAAGUGGCCAGCAGCACCAUCAGCCAGAAAGAGCCCAGCCCACUACUUCUCUAAGUCCCGAGGACAAGGAGAACUUCUGUAGGCAGUUGCAACUUUUGGACACCAAUUCGGCGGCCAUUGCGGUGGCCACAAGCAUUGCCGAUCUCAGUCUGCCCUCGCCGGUGGCACAUGACAGCGAAUCGGAGCAGGAGGAGCAGCCGGCAGCAGUGGACCCAGAGCCACCAUCAGUAGCUUCUUCAAUGGCGCCAGCGGCAAAUGUGAAGUUGCCCGGCAGGCAGACAAACAAUUCGCUGAGUUCGCUGACAGGAAACAUAUUCAUACCGGGAGGAAGCGCCCAACAAACGCAGCAGCAACCAUCGCAGCAGCAGCCAUCGCAGGAGCCACAGAGCAGCAGUAGCAGCAGCCACAGCGGCACGAACAACACCGCCAGCACGGUGCGCUCCAAGAAACAGAAGGCUGUGCUUAACAGCAGCGGGAGCAGCAGCACCAGCAAAGUGGCGGACAAGGCGGAUCGGAACCUGAGCAAGGCGGAGGCGGGCAAGUCCAAGAAGUCGGCGGCAGGCUCAUCGGCGUCCUCAUCGUCCAGCAAGGCGGAGCGGAACAGCGGUGCCUACUCGGACAAGAGUGGCGAUGACCAUGUAAAUAGUAGCAACCGUAGCACCACCAACAACAACAGCAGCCUUAACAACAACAACAACCAUAAGCACGCGUCGCACCACAGUCACAACAACAACAACAGCCAUUCAACGACGGCAUCGGCUACAACAACAGCAACAACGACAACGUCGCAGGGAUAUCAUAAUAAUUCGAAUUAUAAUCAUAAUAAUCAGAAUAAUCACAGCCACCAAAACUCCCACUCACACCACACCCACCAUUAUCACCAUACCACUAAUAUUUACAGUAACAGCAAACAUAAAUCAAAAUCGCACCACUCCCUAACCCAUAUCAACAACAACAACAACAAUAAUAAUCACACAACAAAUGCAACAAGCACAUCACAACAACACCACCCAGUAACCACAAACAACAAUUCAACGUACAACUCCUCCAAUCAUGCGAAUAUUCUUAGCUUCACCGAAACGGAGGAGGUCCUGCAAAUCGGAAUGCACAAGGUGCUCGUCUACGUGAAGAACCAUCGGGAUGCCUGGCCAUUUGUGGAUCCCGUCGAUGAGGAUAUAGCACCGCGCUAUUACUCGAUCAUCAGGAGACCCAUGGACCUUUUGAAGAUGGAGGACAAGCUGGACAGCGGGGAAUAUCACAAAUUCAAUGAAUUCCGCAACGACUUUCGCUUGAUUGUCAACAACUGCAGAUUAUACAAUGGGCACAAUAAUGAAUACACUGAGAUGGUUAACAAUCUGCAGGAUGCUUUCGAGAAAGCCACCAAAAAAUACUUUGAUAAUCUCUCCGACGACGAGGACGAUGAUCCCAAUCUAAGCUAUCCCGCCGCCGACUCCAAAAUGAACGUGUUUCGGGAGAAGUACUUCAGCAAGAAGGCCAAGGAGGAGACGGAGAAGGAUGCGCCGGGUCGUGUGGAAAGCAGCGCCGACGAGGAUCUCACCGAGAUCGAAGCGGAGGCCCCUCAAAAAGCACUAAAACGCAAGCGUAAGGAAAAAGACAAAAGGCGCAAAAAGAAGACCAAGAGUAAGGCGGAUCUGGAAACGGAUGAUGAGGACUUGGAGAUCGAGCGGGAACCAACGCCUCCACCUCCACCCCCUCCUCCGCCAGCAAGCAAGAAAAGCAAAUCGGGCAAGGUGGCUAAGGAAAAGGAAAAAGAUAAGGAACGAGAGAAAGAUAAGGAGAAGGACAAGGACAAGGAGACCACAUCAUCUAAGCGGGGACGUAAGACCAAGGGCGAAAAGUCCUCUUCAAAACCCAGCAAACAGCAGCAAAAGACCAAAAAGGGCGCCAAAAAGUCGGCGCCCGAAUCGGACCUGGAAUCGGAUCCAAGCGACAGUCGCGAGAGCGAGGACUACAGCGAUGACGACCACAUAUCGUUGGCCAAAACCAAAUCGCUGAUUAAACCCACAGCCCGAACGAUAGCGGCACAGAAGAAAAAAUCUGUGCCCGCUGAGUCCAAAGUAAAGAUGCCCACGCCAGUCAAACGCCAAGUGAAAGGCAAGGGCAAGGGUGGACGCAAGGUAAAGGACGACUCACUGGACAGCGAGCAGUCCGAUGUGGAUGUCAAGAAACAACUGCCACCAACGGCAGCUGCUGCCCUUGCUGAAUCCGCCGCCGACCUGGAAGAAGAUGCCGAUGAUCAGCCUGCGCGGGAAGACGAUGAUGAGGAUAGCUCGCGGUCUCGCAGCAUGUCCCCUUUCAAGGUUGAUCUCCACAAGAAAUACUCAAAAAGUGCCCUUAACGAUGAUCUCUCCGAGCUGCUGACCACCGUAAAAAAGGUUCCCACAGCGGAAACCACUAAGCUAAGUGCCCGGCAUCAGGAUGAAGCGAAUGCGGAUAAGGAGAGAUCUUCCCGACAGUCUGACGGGGACUUUAAAUCCCUGAGCAGCAGUCGGGCCAGCUCCGAGGAACGACCGCCGGUGGCAAAAAAAGGAAAAAAGGUGGAGAACUCGAAAAAGGAGAAAGAAAAGAAGAGCAGGGAUAAGGACAAGGAUAAGGAUAAGGAUAAGGAUAAAGAUAAGGAUAAGGACAAAGAUAAGGACAAAGAUAAGGACAAGGACAAGGAGAAAUCCCGCAGCGCCAAGCACAAGAAGGGCAAGGAGGAUUCCCCAGUCUCGGCAGCCGCCGCUGCAGCCGCAGCCGAGCAGGCUGAACUGGAGAUGCUGCUGCCUUUCAUGGACAAGUACGAUGUGAUCAAGUUUCGACGUAGUCGUGCCGCCCUUAGUGGCUCCAGUGCCUCCAACUCGAUAGCUCCCUCCGAGGACUCCAAGCCAGCAAGCACCAAAAGCAGUAGGGAGAGCAAAAAACCCGCUGCGAAGCGGGAAAAGUCGCCUGAACCUGUGGAACACAAACGCGGGCGGAAGAGCAAAGACCAAAAGCGAUCCAAGGAGUCGGAUAAGCCUGAAAAACCUGAAAAAGCCUCGAAAGUCGACUCCGAGAAACAGGCCGAAAAGACAAAGAAAAAGGAGGAGCAACCCAAAGCGGCGGAAAAACCUCCAAGAGAAAAAUCGCCUGCACCGGUAGCCCCUUUAGAAACCAUAAAAGAACCUCCAGCCCCAACUCCCGCACCACCCACACCAGCGCCCAGUAAGACAAAGGAAGCCACAAGUAAAACGGCAGCUAAGAAAAGAGCCGACAAACAAAUGCCGCCGCCUCCGAAGCCUGCCGAUAAACCAAGUGAAAAAGGGUCUGGCAAGAAAGCUUCCAGCAAAAAGGCAGCCCAAAAGGCAGCGGGCCAACCGCAAACAAACAAUAACACAAAUCUCGAAGCGUUGGACGUGGAAACAGAGCAGACACUCAAAGACAUAAAUCGCUGGCUGGAACACACGCCUCGGUUUACAGAGUUCAGUUCGGCUAGCAAUUCACCAUCCCGAUAUAAUCUAUUGGAUGAUUUCGACUCCGGAAUCGGUAGUAAACUGGAUGCGGCCGAUUUUCGACGACCAGUGGCAUUGGCUGCUCCAAAAGCGGAGCUGGUGCCAACCAAAUUGGCAGAGGCUCUCAAUGAACUGGUGAGCGAACCAAAGGAGGCAGCUAGCAAAUCGGAAUCGGAAUCUGUGGCCCCCACGCCGAGCAGUGUAAGCAGCAGCUGUGGAACUCCACCGCAUUCAAUGCACUCUGGGAACUCCAUUGGAAGCACCUCGGCCACUGCGGCCUCCAGUUCGAAUUGCUCUAAUAAUUCAAUGCCCACUCCCUUACCUGUGGCAGCUCCUCCGACGCCAACGCCUGCACCUCCACCGCUGCUCCCGAUUCCCAAACCAAAGGAGCCGAGUACCACUCAACUCAUCCUCAAUCCACCACCGCCGCCUCACAUCAAACAGCAGCUGGCCAAGGAGGCCAAGCGCAAGUCCCUGAAAGAAAAGCAGGCGGCUCAAGCGGCCCAAGCUCAGCAAGUGAAAGCCAAGACGAAUGUGAUGAGGACAAUCGAACGGCUCCAACCAGGCAAAGCAAAAGGAAAUCUCUUGCAGAAUGUAGCUGGCAAGUCAACGGAGGAGAGUGGAGACUCUCACUCUGGAGCAAAUCCAGUUGCCACCAAGGUCAAGGAGCUGAAGAAUGCUCUUAUCACAGAAACAUGCGAGGGAGCACCCAAACUAAGUUUGGGUACGGUUCUUAAAACACAGGACUUUACAUUGGGCAAAAGCCUUGAGGAAAUGUCCGGAAAGAAAGCCACGGAUGAAGAUGAUAGUCCAAAUGAGGAAACCAAAUCGGAGAGUCCUUCGACACCCACAACACCAAACAAAGAGCCACCAAAACCAUUUGAAGCUCUUCUUGAACUCAGCAAAAUUGGCAAAUCAUCAGAGUCGUCGAAAACCGAAGCAAGUCAAAAGGAAAAGCCCAAUCUCAGCGCCUGGCUAAAAGCUUUCGGCGGUCCAAAGGUAAGCAAAAAGUCCGAGGAGGAGGACAAGCAACAGACGACUUCCCAGGAUCUUCAAGCUGAUGCCAAGGUGGCCCCGCCAGCUCAUUCGCCUGCUGGGGAUAACUUCUCCCUGCCAACGGUAAUGCGCCAAAGGAAGCCGAGUACCGGCAGCACGAAUUCCGAGAGAAGUUCCUUUAGCCAGGAUCCUGAUUCCCCAAGAAUAGCCAUCGAUGAACGCUAUGGAUCCUAUGCAGCUGGCUCUUAUACUUCUCCAAUUGGUGCCUCGCCCAUUGGAGCAUCUCCCAUAAUGGUUUCUCCCAAGCCCAAUGAUGAUAUGGGAAAGCCAGCCUCUCCUUAUCCCCUCAAUGGCGCCAUCAAAGUGGGUUUUUACCAGGACACCACGACCAAGAGCAGUCCGGACAAGAGCUGCAGUCCCAGGGAGAUGAAUUCUCCUUAUCCCCAGUACUCCCAGCAUAUCUACUCUUCCGCCUCAUCGCCUAAUGUGUCCACCCCGGAUAUGAGUGGAACAUCACCUUAUGGAGGUGGAAACAGCUACAAUCCCUCCGGCUCUGAGGCGUCCAAGACCCCGGCGUACUCUUCCACAUCCCCGCUUCCAAUUUACGACCAAUACAAGCAGCCACGCUCCCAGGAAUCAGAUUACAACUCCUCGAUGAGUCCGAGCACCCCGAACCCACAUUCUCCCUACCAACAGCCCCAGAGUUCUCCGUACACCACCCCGCAGCAAUCGCAAUCGACGCACCCGUCGCCAUAUCAUGGCCAGUCGCCGUACCACCAGCAGCAGCACUCACCAUAUCAUCCACCCGCCGCUCAGCAGCAACAGCAGCAGCAAUCCUCGCAGCCUUCACACAGUCCGGCGUCCCAUCAGCAGGCUCUCAGUCCUAUGCACAGUGUGGAAUCGCCUGCCUCCUCUGCAGCUACGCAACCACCCACACCGCUGGCUCAGUCACCGGCGGAGCAGCAGCACUCGCCGUAUCAGCAGCCCGUGCUGUCACCUUACCAGCAACCGCAGCAACAGGUGCAGCCGCCCGUUGUUCCGCCAGUACAACCUGCAACAAGUGCCGUGGCUUCAACGCCUCUGAGCAACAAUGGUUAUGGGUCCACUCAUGAUAGCUACCAGCAACUUCAGCAGCAACAGCGAUCCUUGUAUAAUCCAGCCACUUUGAUUAAUCCUCUGCCGACUGCUGCUUCUUCAACCGCAUCAAUAACAAAGCCUAAUAAUGACUGGAGUCUGAAUCGCAGCCUUUUGCCGCCGAGUAUAACCAAUACUGUAAACCAGGCCACACAGCAGCAGCAGCAGCAAGCUGGCCAAUUACAGCAGCAGCCACAAAUGCAACAGGCGACGCAGCAACAGUUGCAAGCAACAAGCCAACAGCAGCAGCAAUUGCAAUCAACACCGCCUCAACAGCAACAACAAUUGCAAACACCACAGCAACAGCAACAAUUGCAAGCACCUCAGCAACAACAGCAGCAAUUACAGGCACCACAACAACAGCAGCAACAGUUGCAGACACCUCAGCAACAGCAGACACAGCAGCAACAACAACAACAGGUGCUGGGCCAUCAGCAGCAGCAUAAACCGAAAUAUCCAACCUAUGCGCAAUACCAGUCGACUAAUGCCGCAGCUAAUGCAGCAGCCGCGGCAGAUGCAGUGGAUACUUUGCAACAACAACAACAGCAACAGCAGCAGCAGCAAAAGAUUGUGCCGCCCACGUACGGCAGUGAUAUGGCCACAUUUAUGCAGCAAAUGCAACAGCCUCCCAAAACAGAUACUCUGAUAAAUCCCCUAAAACGACCUGGAGAGGAAAUUGGUAUGGAUUACAGUGGAAAUGCGGCGAACAAAAUGCCGAAAAUAGACGAGACUCCUGCUCAGCAACCGCAAUUGCAGCAACAACAACAACAGCAGCAACAAACCCAGAACCAAACGCAUUCCCUGCUUAACAAACAACAGCAAAUGUUUAAUAGUUUCCUGGGUUCCAUGGCUUUUGGAAAACCAAUAGGAAACAUUGCCCCGGAUAAGGCAUUUGAAAUGUACAACCGAGCGGCGGCCAUGGGUUUCCCCAAGGACUUUGCCAAGGACAACAGUUGUCAGCUGCAGCAGCAACAGCAACAGCAGCAGUCGCCACAAGUUGCCACAAACAAGCAGCAGACAAAUCAGCAGACACAGCCACAGCCUCAACAGCAAUCCCAGCAGACGCAGCCACAUCUAACACAGCUUCAGGCGGCUCUUAGUCAAAGCUACCAACAACCACAGCAGCAGCAGCAGCAAACGCAGGCUCAAAAGUUACCGCAGCAGCAGCAGCAGCAACAACAGCAACAGUCGCAACAACAUAACUACCAGCAACAGCAAGCACAGCUUAACCACAACUAUACCGCACAGCAACAGCAAGCAGCUGUGCCGGACAAGCCUCCCGCAACACAGUCCAGUGUUGCUGCUGCUGUGAGCGGCGACAUGAGCAGCAAUAUGAUUAACCUGCCCUCGACCGCCCAUCAGCAUCAUCUCAGUCAGACGCAUCACCUAGCCGCCUACAACAAACCCACACCGCCUCCUCCCCAAACCUACAGCAAUCCGUUGAUGCAAUCUAUGCUGGGCUAUGCGGGAAACUAUUUCGACAAGACCAUGCCGCCAGCAGCUCAUAUGUACAGUGCCUCAAGUUCCGCGGCCACGGCUUACGGAAAUCCGGCACAGCAGCUGCCAGGUAACUAUGUUCCCGGCAACAACAAUCCUGCUCACCAGCAGCAUCAGCAGCAGCCGCCACAACAGCAGCAAGCUCCUACAGUUGCCCCAGCUGAAGUCAAAGCUCCAGCGAAAAGGGGAAGGAAGAAGAAGGCAGCCACAAUUGCAGCAGAGGCAGCGGCUGCGGCAGCCAAGCAGCAGCAACAACAGCAGCAACAGGCCCAACAGCAGCAACAGGUGGCCGCCCAGCAGCAGCAUCAGCAGCAGCAACAAGUGGCAGCCCAGCAGCAGCAGCAGCAACAACAAGUGGCCGCACAACAGCAGCAGCAGCACCAAGCAAUGCCGCAAUACAAUAUGCCGCAGUCGGUGGCCUCCGUUUCUGCCGCUGUUGCCACCAAUAAUCAGCUGCAGGCGCAUGCGCAGGCGCUGCACCAAGGCUUCCAAUUGUAUGCGGGUCUUAAGUCCGGAGGAGUAUCUUCGCCAGUGGGCAGCUCAGCAGCCACGCCGGCAACUAGUGGGGCCACCAGCAAUCAGACGGCGGCCGAUGCGGCAGCCAUUUCGUUGAAAACAUCAACAGGUGGAAUGGUUCCAGGGAGUGCCUUCAACUUUGCGCCUACACCAGGAGCUCUGGGCUUGUACGGAGACCAAGCAGCGGCAGCUAGCAGUUAUCUGGAUCAAUUCAGAGACGCCCCAAAUCCAUACUACAUGCCACCAGCGCCGGCACACAGUGGAGCGUCUUCAAAUCCAAGUGGGAAUGCAGCGGACAAGAGUCAAAACCCACUGAACUCGGCAGCCGGAUCGUAUCCCUUCUUGGCGGCGGCACAUCCUUCCUCGCGGGCAGCAGCGGCCGCGGCUGCUUAUCCGUUUGCGGAUGCCAACUCGCAGCUAUAUCAGCAGUACCUGCGUCGUGAUGACUUCCACACGCGAAUGAUCUUCAACCAAAGUCUGCUGGGUGGGCCAGCAGCGGCGGCGGCGGCAGCCGGAUAUGGACAGCCACCACCGCCGCCAUCCGCCUAUCAACGCGCCGCACUGGGCAUGCCCAAGCCGUAUGAUAUAAACCGGCAGUCAUGGUUUUAGCAGUACGCCAGUGCCGCCAACGUGGACCUCCAAGGAGACGACCUGACGGGGGCGGCAACUGGAACAGCAUCGGGAUCAGCGGCAGCUUCAGCUUCGACAGCGGCCACACAGCGAUGAGAUCAAAGGAGCUCACAGGCUUAGAAAGGUUUCAAGUACACACACAAAUUGGUUCCAAAGAGGUUAACAAACACAAGAGUUUUUUCGGCGGAUUUUUAGAAGAUAUAUUCUAUUUUUUAUUCAUGCUCAAAAGUUUAACUAGUUUUCGCGCUUGAAGAAAUUAGUGUUUUGGCAAUAGUCUUCAGUUCUAAAACCUUUUUAGCUUAGAGAAACCAAAAAGUGGUGACGUUUUCUUAAAAAACCAAUCUGUUUCCAGCAAGAAGCUGAAUUUGCAUUGUAUGCACAAGUCAAGUAAUCUUCUGGAGGCGUGAUUGUUUUGUACUGAUAUUUGAUAUUCAUUUGCGAGACUCGAAUUCCACUGCCCGCACCUUCUGGCUUUCCCGCGAUUUUCAUUAUUUCGUGUUCUAUAAACAUUUUUUUUGUGCAAUGUUUCCUUUUGACUGCAGUUGCGCCCUGGACUUUGGCCACGCCUAAUUAGCAAGUUUGUUGGUCUUUAGUUGAUAACUCUUGGUAGUUUUUAGGUUUUAAGUCUUUUGUUAAUGGCAAUUAAUUUUAAUCGGUGUAGCUAAUUAGGCCUCUAAUCUAUUUUAAUUGAACUUAAUUUGUUUUAAAUGCUUAACAAAAGAAACUAAGCAGAAAAGCAAAAGAGAAGUAAUGCAAAAAUUCAAAGAAUUACUCUAAAGCCCCCCCUGACUAUAAUUAGAUUUUAGUUUUUUCCAGAAUUUAACUCGUAACUAUAGAACUCGUGUAAAUUAACUACGAUUAUUAAUUUUAUUACUAUGACUAUUAUAACUAUUAUCGAUUCGUGAUGCGGGCGAUUUGUUGAAAUAUUUAUUAAUCCAACUAAACAAAGAGAUUCGCAACACAACUAAAGCUUAAAACAAAACACUUUUAGUUUGUAGAACGCCAAGCAAAUGUAUAAAUUUUUGUUAAAUAUGCUAAGGAAAGAGUACGGUUUAAUCAUUAAGCCCCCUCAUCAAGUAAAAUAAACCCAUGUCAACCCACAGAGCUCACAUAUGUGCAACAUUCCGCCUCAGUCCCUCAUCCUCACCCGUAUCCCAAAAACGAAAAAACAAAAAACAUUUGCUGUACAUACAAGAAGAACAAAAACAGACAUGUAAAAACUUUUCUCGUUUUUACACAUCUCAAAUUGUAGCUUUAAACGAUGUAAAAAUCGAUAUAGAUUUGACGAAAAGCAAAACAAUUGAAUAUGAAAUAUGAAUAAAAAAGUGUCUUAGUCGCUAUUAAAAGCGAACAGAGCAGAUGAAACGAGAAAGAAUCGCAUUAACCAAGCGCCCAUAAUAUUAUUAAUAAAUAAAUAUAUAUAUAUAUUAUAUAGUGAAAACAAUAAACAAGAGAACCCGUAUUCAGUUAAGUUGUUAAAGCUUUCGUUUUGCAAACGUAAAUUUUAAAUUUAAUUACGAUAACAUAGUUGAUAAACCACAAAUGGAAGAGCAGCGAUAAGAGAUUGCGAAGAGACGGUACCUAGAGCAUAAAAGAGCAGCAACAAACAUAUUUAAAGAACCACAAGCUAAAUAUUAUAUUAAUAAUGAAUAUAUAUACAUAAAUUAUAUAUAUAUAUAUACACAAACAUAUAUAUUAUAUGCAGUAAGUGCAGCGAGUGCACAUUAUACAUAAAUCUGUAUGUAUAGGCCACGGCAGCAACAACAACAAGAGUAAAUUACAAUAAAGAAUUCUAUUGCAUAUUGUACGAAAAAAAAA
Drosophila suzukii is the source of this 11915-nucleotide messenger RNA. RefSeq names its product CECR2 histone acetyl-lysine reader dikar (gene dikar). Gene Ontology annotation, molecular function: protein binding. Gene Ontology annotation, biological process: chromatin remodeling. Gene Ontology annotation, cellular component: CERF complex. NCBI's taxonomy places the organism in Eukaryota, Metazoa, Arthropoda, Insecta, Diptera, Drosophilidae. The record is from RefSeq and is a predicted model, not a curated record.